AUGUCAGAAACAACCAACUGCCCAAUCGAGCUCCCCGUUAUCGAUAUAUCCGAUCCCCACGACCCCGCUGUGGGAAAGGCUAUGUUGAAAGCUGCAACCGAGUAUGGAUUCCUUUAUGUGAACAGUGCUGGCUCCGACUUUGCAGCUGCGGAUGUAGAUCACGCAUUUGGACUGUCUAAAAAAUUCUUUGCUUCUCCCGCGGCGGACAAGGAGACUUGUCGGAUCUCCCCAAAUAACCGGGGUUGGUCAGGUAUGCAUACAGAGACUCUUGACCCGGAGCACCAGCGUACUGGAGAUUUCAAGGAAGCCUUGAACUUCGGUGACUUCAAGGAUGGAAAAGCCCAGCAGCCUCUCCCGGCAUCAUUGGCACCACACGAAUCCGAGAUCAACGAGUUCGCUACUCUAUGCAACAAGACGUGUACUAGAAUCCUGACUCUACUCGCCUUAGGCCUGGAAAUGCCAGAGGACUUCUUUACAACCCGCCACGACCCUCGUAAUGGCCUAACAGGAAGUAUCUUGCGGUAUCUAUAUUACCCCUCAAUAUUCUCCCCAGCAACAGCAACCUACAAACACGACAAAGACGUACGAGCAGGCGCGCACUCAGACUACGGCAGCAUAACGCUUCUCUUCCAGCGCCCUGGCCAACCAGGACUAGAGAUCUUCACACCAGAAGAGACAUGGGCGCCUGUCCCCAUCGUGCCGGGUGAAAAAGCCGACGCGUAUCCGUUCCCACCUAUUCUGGUAAAUAUCGGUGAUUUGCUAAGCUACUGGACUGACGGGCUUCUCAAGUCUACUGUUCAUCGAGUCGUGUUUCCGUUAGAGGAGCAGCGGAAGCCGAAUCCAUCUGAUCGGUAUACGAUUGUUUAUUUCUGUCAUCCUGUUGAUACUACUGAGCUUGUUCCUGUUCCUAGUGACGUUGUUACCAGGUAUCGAAAGGAUAGACGGGGUGGGGUUGUUGGGUUUGGGGGUGGCGCUGGUUCUUUGGAAGCUGGGAAGAGACCGUUAACUGCGUAUGAGCAUUUGGAGUCACGAUUGGCGGCUACUUAUGGGUUUACGAAGGAUGGGUAA
Messenger RNA from Penicillium taxi, 1068 nucleotides. RefSeq lists its product as uncharacterized. The record is from RefSeq and is a predicted model, not a curated record. The transcript has 6 exons. NCBI's taxonomy places the organism in Eukaryota, Fungi, Ascomycota, Eurotiomycetes, Eurotiales, Aspergillaceae. The coding region runs from base 1 to 1068 and encodes 355 amino acids.